Triticum turgidum subsp. durum (durum wheat) is the source of this 438-nucleotide messenger RNA. The record is from the annotation of a GenBank genome assembly. NCBI's taxonomy places the organism in Eukaryota, Viridiplantae, Streptophyta, Magnoliopsida, Poales, Poaceae.
AUGGCGUCCAAGUCUAGCAUCACCCACCUCCUCUUGGCCGCCGUCCUGGUCUCCGUCUUCGCCGCCGCCGCAGCCACAGGCCCGUAUUGCUACCCGGGGAUGGGUCUUCCGAGCAACCCGCUUGAAGGCUGCCGGGAGUAUGUCGCACAGCAAACUUGUGGCGUCGGCAUCGUCGGGUCGCCGGUAUCCACCGAGCCGGGGAACACCCCGAGGGAUCGGUGCUGCAAGGAGCUUUACGACGCCUCGCAGCAUUGCCGGUGCGAGGCGGUGCGCUACUUCAUAGGGCGGACGUCUGAUCCCAAUUCCGGCGUGCUCAAGGACCUUCCCGGAUGCCCCAGGGAGCCCCAGAGGGACUUCGCCAAGGUGCUCGUUACGCCGGGGCACUGCAACGUGAUGACCGUUCACAACACCCCAUACUGCCUCGGUUUGGACAUAUAA